This is a messenger RNA of Anarrhichthys ocellatus (wolf-eel), 1552 nucleotides long. Its product is annotated as leucine-rich repeat-containing protein 27. NCBI's taxonomy places the organism in Eukaryota, Metazoa, Chordata, Actinopteri, Perciformes, Anarhichadidae. The record is from RefSeq and is a predicted model, not a curated record. Gene Ontology annotation, cellular component: cytoplasm. The transcript has 11 exons. The coding region runs from base 132 to 1409 and encodes 425 amino acids. Gene Ontology annotation, molecular function: protein binding.
CUUCACUUUAGCGUUACGUUUCCCUACAGUAUUUAAUAUUUGUUGUGUGUUUACCGAGUCGCGUCCACAGCCUACGAGUAUGUUCAUUCAUAUCCCAGACAGGCCGCAAAAUGCAAAAAGACACCUGAACAAUGGACGCCAGACAUCCCGCCGGCAUCACUUCUGCGGUGUCCUCCCCAGAGCAGAAGGAGGAGGUUCCUGACCUGCAACGAAGCUUCGUCUUUGGGAGCAGCGUUGUCAAACCACAGACCCCCCGCAUCCUGCCGGAGGAGGCCGAGCAGCAACAGCAGCUCCCUAAAUGUUACUCAGCAGAGGCCUUACGUCUGAGCAGAACUCAGCUGAACCAUGUUCCGGAGAGUGUUUUGAAACACAGCCCGCUAAAGUAUUUAUAUCUGGAAGGCAACCGGAUAUCCGGUAUCCCAGGUUCGAUGUUCAUCAGCUUGCCAAGCCUUCUCUGGCUGGACCUCAGGAAUAACCACAUUACAUCCCUCCCUGCAGACAUUGGCUUGCACAGGUCUCUGAAAACGCUGCUUCUGGAAGGAAACCCCGUCUCAGAACUUCCACCAGAGUUGGGGAAUGUGAUCACCCUCACAGGCCUGAACCUGAGGAACUGCCCCAUCCGUUUCCCUCCGCCCCACAUUGUGGACCUGGGGUACCGGAGCAUCCUCCAGUACCUGAGGAGUGCCAUGGCGAGGAGGAGCCCCCCAGAGCUGCCGCUGGUGGAGAAGCUCCAGCUGUCGGAGCUGACGGGGUCCAGCGUGGAGGAGCAGGAGGACGAGGACGAGCUGCAGAGGUUCAGGGAGCUCAGACACAAGAUGAUCCUGCUGGACGAGGCUGAGCUGGGCUCGUUACCGCGGCCAGAAGGAGACCUCAAGUCCCGCCUUCUUCCCGCCAUCAAAAAAAAAAAGGCAACCACCAAGGCCGGCAUGAUUCCCCAGCUCCCCCUGUUUGACACUCGGCAGUGGAAGAGGCCAGAGGAAAGGAGACAGGCUGCAAUGAAGGAGCUGACGGAGAAACAGGCUAUUCUCGAGCAGAGAAGAAAGAGCCAAGAGGCUCUUCAGAAGUGGCGUACCGAGGCCAAGAUCACGAAGGGGAAGAAGAAGCAUGCAGAACAAAGAAACCAAGAGGAAACAGAAACAGAUUCAAAACCUGGUGUGGGUCAGGCGUCCGCCUCGUGUGAGGAGAUCAGAUCAGCCCGCGAGCUGGAGAGGCGGAUCCGUGCUCACGUCGACGAGAUGCAGGAGAGACGCAGGAAUCCCAGGGGCACCGCCACCGAGCAGAUGGCGGCGGCGGAGAGAGACAUGGAGGAGAUGAGGAAGCUGCAGGCUUGGCUCCUGGAGAGAAAAGGGAAUCUUGGAAAGUGUUUUAUCUCCACUGGAGACACCUGGCCCAGUUUCAGUGACAAGUAGCGAGGAUUGUAGUGUCUGUUUGAGUUGUGAGGUAAUAGAUUGAGACUCAAAAUGAAAUGCAAAGACUAAUACCUUUGUGAAUGACCAUUGCAAUGCUCAUAUCAUUAAAAUACAAAUAAAGAUCGCAUGCUGUUACUGCCCAA